This is a messenger RNA of Argentina anserina (silverweed cinquefoil), 1846 nucleotides long. RefSeq names its product flowering time control protein FCA. Lineage: Eukaryota; Viridiplantae; Streptophyta; Magnoliopsida; Rosales; Rosaceae. The record is from RefSeq and is a predicted model, not a curated record. The transcript is spliced from 15 exons. The coding region runs from base 126 to 1475 and encodes 449 amino acids. Gene Ontology annotation, molecular function: mRNA binding; protein binding. Gene Ontology annotation, cellular component: nucleus; cytoplasm; ribonucleoprotein complex.
CGCAGUUGCUCUCUUGUUCUUCGUUUUUUGGUCUGCGAAAUUAGAGAGCAGUGAAGCUGGAUUGGCAGGGGGACCCACAGCAGCAGCAGUCCCAUCCCCACGGGACUUGCUUCGAUCCUCACUACAUGGCCCACCAUCCUCCUCCUCCUAACCACCACCACCACGAUCCCACCGGCUUCCCCAAUCCGGUUCCCUUUUCCGUUCGCAAAAGGGCUUGGCUACACUCCAACCCUAGAGAUUGCUUUGAGAAUCCCAAUCAUGCUAAGCUUUAUGUGAGACAACUUUCCAGAACUGCCACCGAGGACGUUAUUCGAUCGUUGUUUGGACAAUUCGGAGACAUUGUCGAGGUUGUUAUGUUGAAGGAUAAGCUGACUGGCCGCCAACAAGGACAUUGUUUUGUCAAGUAUUCGUCAAUAGAUGCAGCAGAGAGUGCUAUCAGAGCUUUAAAUUGUCAGCAUUAUUUUCCUGGGGAAGGUAAUCCUAUCAUAGUCAGAUUGGCUGAUGGUGAAAGGGAACGCCUCGGGGUGCAAGACAGAUUGUAUGUUUGUGGUAUUCACCUAGAUGCUUCCAAUGAAGACAUUGCAGAAAUAUUUUCGCCUUAUGGUGUUGUUGAAGACAUCUACAUUUUGAGGCCCAAUCGUGGAUCCGGUUUUGUUAAAUAUUCCAGUGGAGAUAUGGCUCUGGCAGCAAUCAAAGCUUUAAAUGGAACCUUUGUUAUGAGAGGUUGUGCUCAGCCAUUGGCUGUUCGAUUUGCAGAUCCCAAGAAACCAAGGGAAAUAGACCGAAGGGGUAACUAUGUAUAUAGCAGUGCAGCUGGUGGUCUGUAUUCUCACGAACCAGUUAGGCUGGUACCUGAUCAUGUUGGAGGACAGAAUUUUCCAAAUGCACCUUAUCCUCCCCAACAAAUUUCACAACCCCCUAUUCCCUAUCGGGCCAACCAGGAACCACAGGUUUCUACUGUGAUGCAACCAACGUUUCCUCCAUUACAACCACCUUUACAGUUGUGCAGGAUGCCUAUACAACAAACCCAGAUUACUCCAAGAAGUUCUCAUUCUUCUUUAGCGGCAGUCACGGAGACACAUAAACAGCAUCUGAAACAAUCAUCUGGGCAAAUUCUCGGGCAGCAACAGAGUUCUCAGCAGACAUUUUCUGGCAAUUCUAUUGUUGCGUUGCCUUCAAGUAAUGAGACAACUACUUCUCUAGAGUGUGACUGGAGCGAACACACCUGCCCUGAUGGAUACAAGUAUUAUUAUAAUUGUGAAACUUGUGAGAGCAGAUGGGACAAACCUGAGGAGUUCGUUUUAUUUGAGCAACAGUUGCAGACAAAAACGCAACCAAAUAAUCCUUCUCAUCAUCUUCAAUCUGUGUUGGUUCCUUCUACGCAAAUAGUUUGUCAAAACCAGCAGGAAUCGAAUCAGGUGCAGUUGCAGUUGCAGUCGGAAACAAGUCCUGUUGUAGGCCCAACAUGUGUUUGACAGAGUGGUUAACAUCGCACACAACCUGUUCAUGUACUAUGGUUGGGUUAGAGCAUCAGUUGGCUGCUGGUAUAUUUGCCAAAUUCCAACGUUAUUGGUUAGCUCCUACCUCUGAAUUCUGCUUCGAUUGAGGAACAAGUAACUAAUUGAGGAGGAAUUAGACCAGCUAUAGGAAGGUGGCGAUGAAUACUUUCAGAUGGUAUUAGUGCCAUCUAAUCAACUUGUUCUUAUAAGUCAGUUAUGUAACAAGAAGAGAUGUAUCAACUGCAGUUUGCUGACGUAACUUUGACAGUAGUUUAAACAAGACUUUCUUGCCAAGCUACUGCUAUGUGUUCUCUGGGUUUAGAUGUAUGCAAUUCAGAAUUUCCAGA